This is a messenger RNA of Ctenocephalides felis (cat flea), 4161 nucleotides long. RefSeq names its product protein sevenless-like. Gene Ontology annotation, biological process: positive regulation of kinase activity; regulation of TOR signaling; multicellular organism development. Bases 1 to 4107 code for a protein of 1368 amino acids. The transcript is spliced from 18 exons. Gene Ontology annotation, molecular function: protein binding; ATP binding; transmembrane receptor protein tyrosine kinase activity. Gene Ontology annotation, cellular component: membrane; signaling receptor complex. The record is from RefSeq and is a predicted model, not a curated record. NCBI's taxonomy places the organism in Eukaryota, Metazoa, Arthropoda, Insecta, Siphonaptera, Pulicidae.
AUGUACAAUUCACGCGAUGGUACAGAAGAAUAUAAUAUAACAGGAGGUGUGCCGCAGGGCUCUGUUCUAGCCCCGUGGAAUAUUAUGUAUGAUGGCCUUUCGAGACUUGAGAUUCCAGCAUGUGUGAAACUAGUAGCAUAUGCAGACAAUGUUGCCAUAGUAGUUGUCUCCAAACAAAUUGAUGAGAUCGUGCAAACCAAUAAUAACUACGUUUCCUGCACCAAUUAUCUUCCUCCGUAUUCUGUUUUGGAGGUGUUUAUACGGGCAUACACCCUGUGGGGAUAUUCACCAAAGGUAAAGAGGAGUUUGCGCUCGCCAUCUGCGGAACCUUCGGUACCUCGACGAGUUCGGGUUUAUGCAGAAAGAAGCGGCGAUCCCAUAUACCACGAUAAACGUUUCGUGGCGAUUUUGCGUUGGAAGGAACCACUCGAACCCAACGGUCUGUUAAAAGGGUACCGCGUUUUAUGCGGGUUUCUGGAAGAUGGAACUAACAAUACUGCUUGCGGGUCAGAAGGAACUCUACUGGCGCCACAGAAUACGGAGUUUCGAUUGGAUAAUUUAAUUAAAAAUGUUACGUACUACUUUCAGGUUCAAGCAUUUACAGAAGUAGGUUUUGGCCCAGCUUCAUCUCCAGUAGUUAUUGAUGUAGAAUACGAAGUACCAGUUCCAAAACUUUUAGUAGCAACCGAUCAAUCACUACUUAAUGUUGAUUUUGACAUAAGAUUCAACAAAACAAUUUUCACUUUACCUGAUAAUACAGUUGUUAGGGACGUUGCAAUUCUUAAACGAGAGAAUUUAAUAUUCUUCACAAAUUCAUUGAACGAAAUUGUCGUCAUAAACGGAACAGAAGAACGCAAACUAUUAUCAUUGAAUACCUCUGUGCAAAGUUUGGCAUUAGAUUGGGUGCAAAGAGUUUUAUAUUGGUCACAACUUGAUGAUAAAGGUCGCGGAAGUGCGGUCUUUGCUUUGGAUUUGAAUUAUUUGAACUGGAUACAUCCAGAACCACGUGUUAUUUUAACAUCUACUGGAUUUAUUGGAUCUUUAGAAGUUUCCCCAUUCACGAGAACCUUAUUCCGUAUUGAAAGUACAUCUGAUGGCUUUCAUCAUCUAUUAAUAUCUUCCACGGAUGGUUCUUCGAUGACACCCUUUUUCAAGCAGGAGAAAGCCAAUUCCUUUUGCAAUUGCACUCACAAUCCACUUAUAUCUGAUGUCAUCGCUCUUGGAUUUACAACACCAGAAUUUCCUGAUGUAUAUUGGUUGGAACGAGAUACAAAAAACAUCAUUAUGUCCGAUUUUUACGGAUGUUUUUGCAGAAUUGUAGUUAUUGCAUCGGAUGCAACAACGAUUUCUAUUGAUGAAGGCAACAUUUAUUGGUCUGAUACUACAGGAACUAUUCAUGCUUUAACUAAAACAACAAAUCAGUUGUAUCCUCCACGAAAAUGUUUAUCUCCGAAACGAGUUUCAUUAAGAUCGCCUUCCAUUGACAGUAAUUCUUCAAGUUCUAUCACAUUACUUCUGCCAGAUUUUGAAAGAAACAAGGGGUGUUUUAAUCCUAUUCCUACUGUUAAAUACCAUGUGUUCUAUAAGAAUUAUACAGGCUCAGAAUCAUCUUGCAAUGAUACUUUCAAAAUAGUGGAAUUCAGUUAUAAAAAAGUUGAAAUCACCGGUUUGAAACCAUAUAAAAAAUACGUAUUUUGUGUCGGUGUCAGCAAUAUUUAUGAUGAUGAAAAUAGGAAGAGCAUCAUCCUCAGUGAGCCUGCAGUGUAUAUGACUGCACAAGGAGCACCAAGUAAACCAAGAAAUGUCUCGGCUGUGGUCUUAAAUCCAAAUGAAGCAUCUGUCCAUUGGCUUCCCCCAGCAAUUCUAAAUUCACGUUCAGUAAAAUACGAAGUGCAUUGGGCUUCUAAACCUAAAGGAUUGACAGCAAGGACAAAUGGAGAAGUACCAACAUCAUACAAAACAACCAUCAACGAGCCCAGCAAUGCGAUCCUGCAGAUGCACUUACGACAUUUAGCUCCUAACCAGACGUAUGCAAUCAGUGUUCGUGCAUUUUGUGACCACGCUGCUUGCCAAUGGAUGUUUACAGACAGUGAUCACGUGACAAUUACCACGUAUCCAGAACCUAAAAAUAUAUCAUUGUUGCAAAUAUCAUCUACUGUCUUGAUGGUUGGCUGGGAAGGGACUAACAGGCACAUUUUGCAGUAUUCCCCAUUUGGUUUUGAGCUUUGGGAAAACACCGAUUUUCAGGAAACUACUAAUGUGUCCGAAAACCAAUACGUUUAUACAAUCAGUCAACUGAAACCCAAAACGCAAUAUCGUCUUAGGCUGACUUUGUGGUACCCCAAUGAAAAUGUCAACGAAGCUAUUAAACUUCAAGAAGAACCAUACAUCUGGCCAAUGGACAAUAGAUUUGUUUUUGAAACACUUUGUGAUAAACCUUCUAAACCUGGUAUACCUGUGAUUGAACAUAUUGGAAGCAACAUCUACAAGGUGAUAUGGGAGCCUUCUCUAGAUAAUGGAUCUCCUUUGAUGGCUUAUAGUCUUGAAGGAAUGCUAGGCGAUUAUGAUUCUAAAACUGAUGAAGGCAUGAGAAAUCGUCGACAAGCUGCAAAUUUUACGCAGAAUUUUAUCGAUAGUGAACCUAUUAACGAAGAUUGGCAGGAGUUUUACAACGGCACAGAUAAUUAUUGGAUAAUAUCAGAAUUGCGACCGAGUUUGUACCGUUUUCGUGUGCGGGCCUUAAACAGCUACGGCUGGAGCGACUACAGUUUGGUCAGCACUCCUUUUGAUUCUUCUGGAGCGACGAUGUUGGCUCACCAGCAUGAAAAGAUCGUCAUAGUAUUCCUUGUGUGCGUCUUCAUAAUGAUUUUUGUCGGUGUUUGCCUCGCCUAUACUUUCAACCAUCGUUCUCGUGACGUGAAGAAAAUUGUGCAGGCACACCACGCGCACACAUUAAGACCUCAUGGUUUGGAUGUGGAAUUGGCGACCCUUCGCGAACUUCCUAGAAGAUGUACCUUCAUUCAUAGUAGUAACACUUUAUAUACUGGAGGUGCUCCUCCAACCGAUGCCGAAAUUGCCAUGUUGCCUCAUAUUUCUAGAGAUCAGAUUACACUUGUUAAGUUUUUGGGCAGUGGAGCAUUUGGUGAGGUGUUUGAAGGCAAAGCCAAACUUGGAGGCGAUAUCAGAGUGGCUGUGAAGACUUUGCGCAAAGGCGCAACCGAGCAAGAGAAGUUAGAAUUUUUACAAGAAGCCAGACUUAUGGGCAACUUUAAACAUAGGCAUAUUCUUCAACUUUUGGGAGUUUGUUUAGACAACGAUCCCCAUUUUAUCAUCAUGGAAUUGAUGGAAGGAGGUGAUCUUCUGAGUUACUUGAGACAUAAUCGUACUUCGCAAAUUCUGGGGUUGAACGAUCUACUAGGCAUGUGCCUGGACGUGGCCGUGGGUUGUGCAUAUCUAGAGGAGAUGCAUUUUGUCCACAGAGAUUUGGCAUGUCGCAAUUGCUUGGUGUCGACACAUGAUAAUGUCCGUGUUGUCAAAAUUGGAGAUUUUGGACUUGCUCGAGAUAUCUAUAAAAAUGACUACUAUAGAAAAGAAGGUGAAGGACUCUUACCAGUAAGAUGGAUGGCUCCUGAAUCCUUGGUCGAUGGAGUUUUUUCUUGUCAAUCUGAUGUGUGGGCAUAUGGAGUUCUCUGUUGGGAAGUGUUGACAUACGGACAACAGCCUUAUCCUGCAAGAUCAAAUUUGGAAGUUCUGCACUAUGUCCGGGAAGGCGGAAGAUUGAGCAAACCAUCCAUAUGUCCUGAUGAUUUGUAUUCGUUGAUGCUUUUAUGUUGGAGUCACGAUACCAGUAAAAGGCCAACGUUUAAGGAAUGUGUUCACGUUUUGACGCAGUUGAAGUCCAUUCCGUAUCAGAUGGACGAGAAGAGUAACCUAGCAACGCCGAUAUCGAGUCUGGAAAACAGCCAAGAAACAAUGUCCUUGGGUCUUGGAAGUGAAGCUCCUGGGUACCUGGAAUUACUGUCAGAUGAGUCCCACACGACGGUUUUCGACGGAUACGAAAGGCCUCGUACGGAAGUCCUAGGUUCAGGACGAUGGCAGUGUUUGUAACCAAGAUAGUUUUAAAACAAAUGGUAAGACAGAUCUAAAUUACUGGACCGCUGG